AUACCACAAAAGGAAGGUUGGGAUUGAUUUUGGGGGUUAUGGUACCAACAGUUAAGGAAUUAGGGGCCAUAAAGGGGCCAAAAAUAAGCAUUUUCUAGUUUCCAGACAAUAACUGUGGAACGGUGUAUGGAUCUCUCUGAAAUUAUACUACAAGUUUCCAUACCACAAAGGGAUGGUUAGGAUUUGCUUUGGGGGGUUAUGGCUCAAACCGUUUAGGAAUUAGGGGCAAAAAAGGGGAAAAACAAGGUUGUCCUGGUUAAUGGACAAAUACUUGAGUACAAAACAUAAUUUAAAGCAGUGUAAGGGAGAUAAAUCAAAUACUUCAUUGAAAUUACCUCCCUUACACUGCUUUUAAAUUAUGUAUGAAGUAAUGGUUAAUGAACAAUUAAGAUAAUUUAAAAGUUUUUCUGGAAUGAUUUGAAAUCUUUUGUUGUUAAAUCUUUAAAUUAUGGGUCAAAUUUAGGACACUUAUCAGUGACUCAAAGGCAGGGAAUCAUUACAUGCUUACCAAAAGACAAUAAACCAAGACAUUUACUCAAAAAUUGGAGACCUAUCUCCUUGCUGAAUACUGUAUACAAAAUAAGUUCAGGGGUUAUUGCUAGUAGAUUUAAAAAAGUUUUUAGACAAACUGAUUGAUUUAGAUCAAACUGGCUUUAUCAGUGGACGUUUUAUUGGGGAUAACAUAAGAUUAAUUUAUGAUCUUUUACAGUAUACAGAAGAACAUAACAUUCCAGGUUUAUUGCUUUUAAUUGAUUUUGAAAAAGCAUUUGAUUCUCUAUCUUAGGACUUUCUGGUGUCAGUGUUGCAAUUUUUCAAUUUUGGUGAAUCUAUUAUUAACUGGGUUAAAGUAUUUUAUAAUAAUAUCUCAUCUGCAGUCAUUCAGGGGGGAAAUCUUUCAGACUUUUUUCAAAUAGGACGUGGCUGUAGACAAGGGGAUCCCUUAUCACCUUACCUUUUUAUUAUUUGUGCAGAAAUUUUGGCAAUUCGAAUACGGGGGAAUAGAAAUAUUACUGGUAUAACUGUGACUAGGAUAGAACAUAAGUUAUCACAGUUUGCAGAUGAUACUUCACUUAUUUUAGAUGGAAGUGAACAGUCCUUAAAUGAAACUUUAAAUGAAUUAGAUUGGUAUGCAAAACUUUCAGGGCUAAAUAUAAACAUUUCUAAAACACAGGUAGUUUGGAUUGGGAGUAAAAAAUAUUGUAGUGAUAAACUUUGUCCAAACAGAAAUUUAUCCUGGGGUACAACAUCUUUUAAGUUAAUGGGUAUAAAUUUUGAUGUUGAUCUUGAUAAAAUUAUUAACAUUAAUUAUAAUGAGAGGAUUUUGCAGAUAAAAAAUCUAAUUAAGAUAUGGUCAAAAAGAAAUCUUACAGUAAUAGGUAAAAUUACAGUUGUGAAAACUCUGAUUUUACCUGUCCUUAAUCACCUUAUAAUUACAUUGCCAAAUCCAAAUCAAGAACUUGUGAAAAAGAUCAAUGAGCUUAUUUUAAAAUUUAUUUGGAAUUCACCUGUUCAUAGAGUCAAGAAAGAGCUGUUGCAAAAAGAUUACAGUGAAGGUGGAUUGAAAAUGAUCAACCUUAGCUCCUUUAUCACAGCCCUCAAAUCUACAUGGGUUAGAAAACUUUUCCAAUCUGACAAUAAAUGGAAAAAUGUUUUAUUUUCCAUAAUAAAUCAAGAAAAAUUAUUUAAAUUUGGAAAUGGUUAUCUGUCAAACAUUAAAGUAAAUAUGAAAAAUAAAUUUUGGCUUGAUGUAUUCCAUGCAUGGGACAUUAUCAUUGAUAAAGAUGAAAACAAUACGUGGGAAUAUUUUUUGUCAAGCCCACUGUGGAUGAAUAAUUGUAUAAAAAUAGAAAAUAAACCUGUAUUUUAUAAAAACUGGUUUAAUAAAGGUAUAGUUUUCAUUAAUGACAUUAUAUCAGAUGCUGGAAAAAUUCUCAGUUUGGAACAGUUAGAAGAAACAUUUAAAGUUGACAGAAAUGUUAUGAAAUACAACAGCAUAAUUUCUGCUGUAAAGAAUGCAAGAAAGGGCUAUGUUUUUGAUAAUUAUAAACUAGUCACUCCAUUUAUUCCUUCAUUUGCCAAGAUUUUUUUUAAAAGCUCAAGGGGAACUAAAGACAUGUAUUCACUAUUAAUUAGAAAUAAUAUAGUUUCAACGGGUCAGAAAAAAUGGGAUCAAAUUUUAAAUGUAGAUGAAAAUGAAUGGAGAAUAAUUUUCAAAUUACCUUUUGUAGUCACAAAAAAUACCAAACUGCAGUGGUUACAAUAUAGAAUAAAUCAGCAUAUUCUAGGUACAAAUAAAUUUUUGAAUAAAAUUAAUGUCACAAUCCAAAUUGUACAUUUUGCCAAGAAGAAGUAGAAACUAUUGUACAUUUAUUUUGGAAUUGUGAAAUUGUUCAAACAUUCAUUGAUGAAAUUGACUCAUGGUUUUUGUCUAAUGGUAUAAGUGUUCCAUUUACCAUAAAACAUUUUCUGUUUGGGGAUAUUACAAAAUCAUUUAGGGGGAAUGCUGCAAAUUUGAUUUAUUUGCAAAUAAAACAAUAUAUUUUCAACUGCAAAUAUUUUAAGAAAGCUUUAACAUUGCAGGCAGUGCAAAGUAAAAUAAAAUCUUUAUACAGCACUGAAAAAUUAAUUGCUGUUAAAAAUAAAAGAGUAGAUAUUUUUGACCAGAGUUGGAAUGCUUUUGCCAUCCUUUUCAGUGAAUGAUCAGUUAUUUUUUACAUUGUAUAUGUGUACAUAAAUUAAUAGACAUAGAAUGUGCAUAUGAUAUAUUGUCUCUUAUAUGAGAAAAAACUACAUGAUUCAUCUGUGCAAAUAAAUAACCAAAACAAACAAAACAACUUUUAAUUUCUUUGAAAUUCAUCUGAUUAUCUAUCUUUCAAUUAUUUUUUAUUUUUAUUUUUUUUGUUUUUUUUCAUUGUUUGAAUUUAAAAAAUCUACAGAAAUAUCUUAUAUAUAUUUAUAUUUUACUACUAAAACAACACAAAUUAUAUAUUUUUUAUAACCUGUGCAUUUGUUAUAUUAGAUAAUUAUAUGUUUGAUAAUCUUAAUGGUAAGCUUGUUUAUUGAUAUUACUGACAUGGUACAUAAUUUUUUUAAGUAUGGAAAAUUGUAUGUAUAGUACUAACAAAAACUAACAGCUGUAUAAAUAUGUUAUUUUACUAAUGUUAACGAGGCCGGGAUAAGGUACCGGUACUUGAUGUUUUCCACUAACAAAUGUACAGAUUUCAAUAAAAUAUGAUAAAUUAAAAAAAAAAAAAAAAAAAGUUUAAAAAAAAAAAAGAUAAUUUAAAACAGUGUAAGGGAGGUAAUCCAAAUACAACGUUUUGGUUACUUCCCUUACACUGCUUUUAAAUUAUGUUUAAAGAAAUGCAUAUUUAUAAAGGAAAUAACGGUAAAAAUAUCUGCAAAUGUUGCAUCUUUUUUUUUUACAUAAAAAUCCAUAUGAAAGAUUUGACACUAUAUUUUAAAUUCUAUUAUAAAAUAGAUUAAAGACCAAACAGCCUAUUGUUGAUGCGCAUCAACUAACGCAACUUGGUAGUGACAUAAAAGCUCUAAAGUUUCUAGCCAUGGAAAAAACGUCAAAUUAUAACGUCCUAUUUCGCGUUUAUCACGGAUUCCAACAUUGUGAAAGUACAUCUUCCAAGAAAAGUGGUAUUAAUCGUCGCACUGAUACCUAGUGGAAAUUAAACACAAAUGGACACAAAAGAUACUACACUAUCUGUAACCUCCGUUCUAAUAAAAAUAAUGAUAAAAAUAUGAAUUUUGAACUCAACUUUUUGCAUUUGCGCCGAUCUGCAUUUCACUUUUUUUCUUUCACUUGCGCCGAUUUUGUCUUUCAUUUGCGCCGAUAGUGUACAGGUAAAUUAUAGGUAAAAGUUAUUUUUUUAUUUAUCAUAUAAACCUCUUCCGUUAGCCAGUUGUACAUCUGUUAUGAAUUGUCAGUUAUAACAUGAAUAUAACUGUUGUCCCCUACUCACAAAGGGAGGUGGGAGUAGAAUUUUUGAACAGGAUAAGUCAAUUUAAAAGAUAUUUGUGCACUCUGUUUUCAUCCACUAAAAUCACGGAGUAAAAUUCUAUUUACAGCAUUUCAAAGCACCACAAUUAAAUCCAUAAAAAUGUAAUACUAGUACAAUGAAUCAUUAUCUUGCCGAGAAUUUAUAUGCCACACAUCUGAUAUAUUCCUUUCUUGUCAUUUUAUCUUUUCUAUACUUCUUGUACUUGCCAAUAACGAAGACUAUCUUUUCUUUCUCGUGUCAAAACGAAGUUCUCGAACAAUAUGACCAAAAUUAUCUUAAACAUAAGGGAACACUAUUUAUAUCCAUAUAUUACCAUGCAAUAUACAUUCUAGGUUUACUACAUGUACAUGUAUUUACUCGUACUCGUAUAGCAAAUAAAGUAUCGGGCUAGUGAUAAAAAAAAUAAAAUAGGCGCUACUGAAAGAAUCAAAUCGGCGCAAAUUAAAGAUCAAAAUUUUUUUUAAAUCCGCGCAAAUCUCGUACGCCCGUGUAACUUUACACUGGUAAAUUUAUAUGACUUGCGCUUAGAAUUUUAACUUAAUAUGUGUUUUUCAAAACUAAGUUUUCAAAAGGUUAGGCCGAUAAACAAUACUUUCUAGAAUUUUGAUAUACUGGCAAAGUAUGCAUGUUGAGAUUAACUUAUUUCUUUAAGAUUCUCGUAAAAUAAUGGUGGUCUUGCAAUGAAGUUAAAUUUUAUCUAUACUGUUUAAUUGACAAAAUCUUAAUGUAAAAAUAAAAAUGA
Molecule: messenger RNA, 4755 nt
Organism: Mytilus californianus (California mussel)
Lineage: Eukaryota; Metazoa; Mollusca; Bivalvia; Mytilida; Mytilidae
Exons: 2
Coding region: 1259-2353 (364 amino acids)
Source: RefSeq, a predicted model, not a curated record